GAGAUGGAGGUAUAAAAGCCGAGUGCAGGCAUUGUGCCUUCCAAAGUCGAGGAGAACAAAGAAGAAGCAGGAGAAAGAGGCUUCGUGGGAUACCAGCGACAGCAGAUACUCGGUCAAAAUGAACGCCAGCCCACCAGCAGGAAGCGCCCUGGCCCCCGGUGGAGCUGCGGGCCCCACCACUCCCAAGAAGGGCCCACCCAAGUUCAAGCAGAGGCAGACUCGCACAUUCAAGAGCAAGGCUCCCAAGCCAGGCCAGAAGGGCUUUGGAGACGACAUCCCCGGCAUGGAGGGUCUCGGCACCGACAUCACAGUGGUGUGCCCAUGGGAAGCCUUCGGCGACAUGGAGCUCAGCGACCUGGCCAAAUACGGCAUCAUCUAAACCUCCUGCCUUCCUGCACCUUUCCUCCGUACCAUCCCCUCCGCCCGGCCUUCUCUCCAUCUCAGCUCGGCGGGCCACCAUAAGGCUGCCAGCCGACCCCCUAAAGCCCUCUCGUCUGACUGCCUCAUGCUUUAAUCCACUAAGUGGAUAUGAUUAUUUUUAUAUUAUUAUUAAUAUAUGAUACUGUUUACAGUAUACGUACUUGAAAUGAGAAGACGAGAAAAAAAAAAACCCACACACCUUUUUCCGUCCCGUCAUCCAUGUAGAGUAGCUCUCUCCUGCCUCUCCUCGCUCCUCAUUCGGCCUCCCCGCGCUCUCUCCCGGCCCUUCACUCCCACGGCGACGGAUGCAAGCCAAACGCUAGCUCAACACUAGCCCGUAUUUGCUUCUAGCUGUCUGUUAAAAUGUAAAUAACAUCCGCUCAGAUUGAACCUUCACACCUUCCUUUUGUACUUUCCUCCAUUUUUCUUUUUCACUGCGUGUGUGUGGUGCGAGUGUGCGAUGUGUGUAUGUGGUGUGUGUGUGUGUGUGUGUGUGUGUGUGUAUGUGGUGUGUGUGUGUGUGCAUGUUUUCUUUUGCUCCAUGUGACCGAGGUUACCUUCAGCACCAAGGAGAGCAUGUAACAUGCUUGGAAGGGGUGAAAGCUACGAUGCACUUUCACACAGUCAUGGAGGAGGACCUCCACCUCCCGUUCUCCCUGCCGCCAUAUGAACCCAGCUCCCCCUAAGAGAAAGUUAAGACAUAAGCUGUAUGGUUUUUUGUCUGUGCUUGGAAGCACAAUACUCCAGAAAAUGUACUGUGAACUGGUGUGUACUAAUAGCUGCCAGUAAAGUGUUUAUUUUCAGCA
Molecule: messenger RNA, 1226 nt
Organism: Fundulus heteroclitus (mummichog)
Lineage: Eukaryota; Metazoa; Chordata; Actinopteri; Cyprinodontiformes; Fundulidae
Gene: pde6hb
Product: phosphodiesterase 6H, cGMP-specific, cone, gamma, paralog b
Exons: 3
Coding region: 119-379 (86 amino acids)
Biological process (GO): positive regulation of G protein-coupled receptor signaling pathway; visual perception; positive regulation of epidermal growth factor receptor signaling pathway
Cellular component (GO): photoreceptor outer segment membrane
Molecular function (GO): cGMP binding; 3',5'-cyclic-nucleotide phosphodiesterase activity
Source: RefSeq, a predicted model, not a curated record